AUGGAUUCCGUCGGUUUUAGGGAUUUGGGCUACUGGCCCAAAAUCAUCCGAUCGCUGAGCUCUAAGGGGUUCGUCUCCUUCGCAAUUGGAUUGAACUCUAUUCUUGACGAUUACCGGCACCUGAAUUCCGUCACCGUUUUCAGUCCACCGGAUUUCGGGUCCGUCGCAUCUUCUUCUCCGAUGCUCGGCAGGAUAGUCAGAAUUCACAUCCUGCCUCAGAGGAUUUCGUACAAGGAGCUCGUCGUAUUGCCAGAUAAAUCGCCGUUGAAGACUCUGCUUCCGGGUCAGGAUCUCGAGUUAAAAAAGGCUGGUAAAUUCACUGAAUUGAAUGUCACGGCGGCGAGACUGAGAGUCAACGGAGUUGACAUUGUGGCGCCGGAGAUAUUCUCGUCUGGAAAGUACGUGGUUCAUGGGAUAUCUCGAGUUCUGGAUAUUGCUGACGCGUCUAAGAAGUCUAGCUAG
Molecule: messenger RNA, 462 nt
Organism: Linum tenue
Lineage: Eukaryota; Viridiplantae; Streptophyta; Magnoliopsida; Malpighiales; Linaceae
Source: the annotation of a GenBank genome assembly